This is a messenger RNA of Brassica oleracea var. oleracea, 1262 nucleotides long. RefSeq names its product UPF0160 protein. Lineage: Eukaryota; Viridiplantae; Streptophyta; Magnoliopsida; Brassicales; Brassicaceae. The transcript has 7 exons. Gene Ontology annotation, cellular component: cytoplasm; nucleus. The coding region runs from base 20 to 1084 and encodes 354 amino acids. The record is from RefSeq and is a predicted model, not a curated record.
UCGUCUUCCCCUUUCAGCCAUGCUUGGGUCGAGAGCUCUGUUCUGCGGAAGAAUCUGGAAUCAUUCUCUGUUUCCGAAACGUUCUGGAAACUUCCGAGCGAGUUUCAGAACGAAACGGGUCGGGACGCAUAAUGGAACAUUCCAUUGCGACGAAACCUUAGCUUGCUUCAUGCUUCGUCUCUCCUCCAGAUUCUCUGGUGCCCAGAUCGUCCGUACCAGAGAUCAUCAGGUAUUGGAGAAGCUUGAUGCGGCUCUUGAUGUUGGUGGUGUGUAUGAUCCUGAGAGUGAACGUUAUGACCAUCACCAGAAAGGCUUCACUGAAGUGUUUGGACAUGGGUUUAAUACUAAACUCAGUAGUGCAGGGCUUAUCUAUAAGCACUAUGGCUUGGAGAUAAUUGCUAAGGAGCUUCAGCUUGAUCAGAAGCAUACUGAUGUGCAGCGAUUGUUUCUAGCUGUGUACAAAAACUUCAUUGAGGCAGUAGAUGCUAUUGACAACGGUAUCCAUCAAUAUGAUACCGACCAGCCCCCAAGAUAUGUAAACAACACAAGCCUGGCGCAUAGGAUUGGAAGGUUGAACUUAGACUGGAUUGAGCCUGAUCAGUCUAGUAGCAAAGAAGAUGAAGCCUUUCAUCGAGCAAUGGAACUUGCUGGCUCUGAGUUCUUACAGUGUGUUCAUUUUCACGCAAAAUCAUGGUUACCAGCUCGGUCAAUUGUUAUGGAGUGUCUUGCAGAACGUCAUGAUGUAGACUCCAGCGGAGAAAUCAUGAAGCUCAACAAACAAUGCCCAUGGAAACUCCAUAUAUUCGAGCUCGAGGAAGAAAUGAAGAUUGAUCCUCCCAUAAAAUAUGUCCUUUACCAAGAUGAUAGAAGCGAAAAUUGGAGAAUCCAGGCGGUUUCGGUUUCACCGGACAAGUUUGAGAGCCGUAAAGCUUUGCCAAUUUCAUGGAGAGGUCUUGAAAAGGAGAAGCUCUCAGAGGAAAGUUCAAUUCCGGGAUGUGUGUUUGUGCAUAUGAGUGGUUUCAUUGGUGCAAACCGGAGCUAUGAAGGUGCCUUGGCAAUGGCAAAAGCCUCUUUGGUUGCUUAGUUUCCAUGUAUAACCCAACCCAAAGAUGAGUUCUGGUUCUUUGGUUUGAACCGGUCUACAAACAUACGAUUAGAAUCUCAGAGGUUGUAGCUAAAAUCUAAGUAACACGAUACAUUUUUUUUUGACAGACUUAAAUUACUAUAAAACAAAUUGUGAAAAUGUUCAUGUUUCACCAAUU